CACUAUAAAAUUACUUAUAAAUAAGGAGAAAAUAAUAAAUAGCAAGUAAUGAAAACGAACUAGUUGUAUAUAUCUACGUUGCAAAAUGUAUCUUUAUGUAGGUACAUGAAAGUUAAUAGGUACUACAUAUAGGUGAUAGUUCGUACAUCGUCAAAAAUUCAAAAUUCCGCAUUGUGAAUUCGUAUGAUGCAUAAAAGUUAUUGUACCAGAAAAUCAUAAAAUAUAUUUAUUUUUUAUCAAAUUUUAUGUUAGGUAAAUUAAUCAGAUUCAAUGCCUACUCAAGUGUUUUUAUAAUACACCUACACAUACAAUAUGAAUCGGUGUCUGCCGCACAAUAAUAUAUAUUACACCUAACAUAUUAUAUAGAGCCAUUCGUUAUUAUGACAAGAGAUAAAUCUCUGAGCGCAAUGAUUCGAAAAAUAUUCACCAUGAUAAAGCAUGUGUAGGGUUAAGUUGGUCCUGUGUGUUUAUGUGGUUUGUGUUUCAUUCGGAUAAGGGUUUGAAAAUAAAUAGGAAAAAUUAUACAUUACAAAUAAAAUGCAGACCGUUGGGUUGGAAAACACGCAUCAUAUUAAAUCAAAGCAACCGGAAAAAUCACACCUAUCAUUCUGGUAUAAAAAGCACUCGUCGAGGUGCACAACGCCCAAGUGUGUAUUGUGACUUUAGAACAUCGUCGUAGAUACACAAGAUGAAUAAGACGAUUCUAUCAAUCGUAGUUGGCGUUGUGUUCUUCUUGGCUCUUUCUCUUUCCAAUGCAAACGUGUGCACGAUUUCGGAAAAUAAUUUAAAUGUUUAUCGAAAAAUAUCAAAUAAGGAAUUGGCGACGAUUUCAAACGAGACCAAUCAAUGCAGAUACAAUCCUAUAGACAACUAUUAUAUUAGAGACACGUACAGAACUAGAAAUUUAAACAUAAGAUCCGAGAGACGUACAAUUCGUGUAGAUGGGAGAGAACAAGAACGCAGAGUUUGGGUUAGAAUCGACGAUAUCCAAAAGGGUAGAUUGACAAGAUCGGAAUCAUUACCAAACAUUCGUCGCGAACAAGUUCGGAAUGCAAGAGAGAGAGACAUGGAUUUAAAAGGUACUCAUCAAAGAGCUUUAGAAUGGAACAGGAGAAAAGUUUUAGAAAGUCGUUCCGAUGAAAGAAUUUUAAGACGCAAAGUAAGAGAUAGGCAAUACGAUGUGCAAACAAACAGAGAUAAUAUAGAUACAAGAAGCAGGACACGGCAGACCAGACAGAAUGGUAUGGUAGCUAUUAAUGACAAAGAUGAAGCGUCUUCAUGGCCAUUUUCAAGUUUUGUUCAGUCAGCAAUUGGUGUUCUUGGACUUUACUACUUUGGGAUGCAUAAUAAAAACGUUAAGUAAUUAGAAUUGUUACUUAGUAAAAUAUGUUAGUGAAUACUUACUGUACAAGUACUAUAAUGAAAUUAUCAAAAAUGUUAAUGAAAUAAUGAAUAUAAUAUGAUUAUACUUUUCUUUUA
This is a messenger RNA of Diuraphis noxia (Russian wheat aphid), 1479 nucleotides long. RefSeq lists its product as uncharacterized. The record is from RefSeq and is a predicted model, not a curated record. NCBI's taxonomy places the organism in Eukaryota, Metazoa, Arthropoda, Insecta, Hemiptera, Aphididae.